This is a messenger RNA of Pundamilia nyererei, 1578 nucleotides long. Its product is annotated as sodium-dependent neutral amino acid transporter B(0)AT1-like. The record is from RefSeq and is a predicted model, not a curated record. The coding region runs from base 10 to 1518 and encodes 502 amino acids. Gene Ontology annotation, cellular component: apical plasma membrane; plasma membrane; brush border membrane. Gene Ontology annotation, biological process: sodium ion transmembrane transport; nitrogen compound transport; neutral amino acid transport. The transcript has 9 exons. Lineage: Eukaryota; Metazoa; Chordata; Actinopteri; Cichliformes; Cichlidae. Gene Ontology annotation, molecular function: neutral L-amino acid transmembrane transporter activity.
GUGGACACCAUGAGACUGGUACUUCCUAACCCAGGACUGGAUCUCAGAAUCCCCAGGCAUGAAGAUCUGGAGAGGAUGGAAAAACAGGAGGCUGCAGACAGACCCAAGUGGGACAACAAAGCUCAGUAUAUACUAACCUGUGUGGGGUUCUGUAUCGGUCUGGGUAAUGUUUGGAGAUUCCCUUACUUAUGUCAGAGUCAUGGAGGAGGUGCAUUUUUGAUUCCUUACCUAAUUCUGCUGGUGCUAGAAGGAAUGCCUCUCUUACUGCUAGAGUUUGCUAUUGGGCAGCGCCUUAGAAAAGGCAGUGUGGGAGUGUGGCGGGCCAUCAGCCCAUAUCUGACAGGUGUUGGUAUUGGCUCCAUGUUAGUGUCCUUUAUGGUUGCCCUGUACUACAACACCUUAAUUGCGUGGAUCAUGUGGUAUUUCUUCAAUUCCUUUCAAGAUCCAUUGCCUUGGACUAAUUGUCCUCUCAAUGAAAACAGGACAGGAUUUAUACCAGAAUGCCAGCAGAGCUCCACGGUGGACUACUACUUUUACAGAGUCACUCUGAAUGCUUCUAACUCAAUAGCAGACUCUGGAGGACUCCAGUGGCCCAUUAUAAUAUGUCUGUUAGCUGCCUGGACAGUUGUUUGUAUCUGCUGCAUACGAGGGAUCAGUACUUCAGGCAAGCUCAUCAGAAACAUCAGGACGUUACUAAAUGGAUUUGAACUCCCUGAAGACAGCAUCACUGCCAGCAACUACAAUGCAGCCCUUCAUCAUCUGAACAGCUCCAAUCCAGAUACUGUUUUUGGACUGGACAUUAAAACCUGUGACAUGCAGAAACUCCUCAGUGAGGGAGUGGAGGGAACAGGUCUGGCCUUUAUAGUCUUCACUGAGGCCAUUACCAAAAUGCCGGGUUCCCCAGUCUGGUCUGUCCUGUUUUUUAUCAUGCUUCUCUGCCUCGGACUCUCAACACUUUUCGGAAACAUUGAAGGAGUCGUAGUCCCUUUGAAAGACUUGAAUUUAUUUCCCAAAAAAUGGCCCCAUGAAAUAUUGACUGGAGCAACAUGUUUUGUAUCCUUCAUCAUCUGCCUCCUGUUUGCACAACCAUCAGGAAUUUAUUGGUUAACUCUCUUUGAUAACUUUGCUGGAUCUGUUCCACUGCUGACCAUUGGAUUGUUCGAGAUGAUAGCUGUUGUUUACAUCUAUGGCAUUGACAGGUUCAACGAGGACAUAAAGUUCAUGGUUGGGCGAAAGCCUUCUAUUUUCUGGCAGAUUACGUGGCGAUUUAUCAGUCCUCUGAUUGUCCUGGUUAUUUUGGUUUUCUACCUGGUGACUCAAGCCCAAAAGCAGCUCAACUAUCUAGUCUGGGACAUAAAUUCUGAGACAUUUCCAGCUUUGACAUCAAUACCCUACCCCUCAUGGAUCUAUGCUGUUAUCUUCCUCUUAGCAGGAGUCCCCAGCCUGGUAGUGCCUAUGUACGCAUUAUGUCGGCUGAUCUUUGUUUGCUACAAGAAAAAAAUGUCAUCCAGACUAUAAAUGAAUACAUCAGAGAACAAAGAAGAAUUCAGGAUUAUUUAACAGCGCGUCCUGCAUCCA